Molecule: messenger RNA, 834 nt
Organism: Rhodamnia argentea
Lineage: Eukaryota; Viridiplantae; Streptophyta; Magnoliopsida; Myrtales; Myrtaceae
Product: embryo-specific protein ATS3B-like
Exons: 3
Coding region: 109-675 (188 amino acids)
Molecular function (GO): protein binding
Source: RefSeq, a predicted model, not a curated record
CUCUCCCCCUUCUUCCCCUCCAAUCUUCGGGGAGAAGCCGAUUGGCCAUCACACGUUCGACUCGCAGCGGUCAAUCCCGCUGCUUUUGCUUUGCGAUCCGCGGAUGUCAUGACGAUCGCCGUCUCUUCCCUCCUCCUGCUUGCCUUCUCCUUCGUCCUCUCGGAAGCCCAGUCGAGCGUCCUCCCGCUGCAGCCUCACGCGCUGCCGUCGCUUAAUCUGAGUUACAUCCAGAAACUGGGAAGCUGCUCUUACACGGUCGUUGUCACCACGAGUUGCUCUUCUCCCUCGUACACGCGAGAUCAAAUCAGCAUAGCCUUCGGCGAUGCUUACGGCAAUCAGAUCUAUGCCCCGAGGCUGGACGAUCCAUCAACCAGAACAUUUGAAGGAUGCUCUUCGGACACAUUUCAGAUAAAUGGACCGUGCGCCUACCAGAUAUGCUAUGUAUAUUUCUACAGGAGCGGACCGGACGGCUGGAAACCGGAUAGAGUGGAGAUUUACGGACACAAUUCGAAGGCAGUCACGUUCUACUACCGCACCUUCAUUCCAAGUGACAUCUGGUACGGAUUCAAUCUCUGCAACAGUGCCGCUUCUUCAACUGGGCAACCUAACUACAGGUUCUUUUUCCACAUGGUGUAUGGAUUUUUAGUCAGUGCUUUCCUGAACUUCUGUAGUUAAGACUUAUCUCUGUGUUCCCUUUGCAUGUUGUUGCUGUAUUACUGUGUAUAUCACACUGUGUUGUUCAUAAAUCAAUUACAAACCAUGCGUCUCGAAUGACAUCUUAGACUCAAGUUAUGUAUAGUAAUUAUAGUGAUCUAGUCAUCUCUGGUAUUGAAA